Messenger RNA from Dermacentor silvarum, 4486 nucleotides. Its product is annotated as SPRY domain-containing protein 7-like. Gene Ontology annotation, molecular function: protein binding. The transcript is spliced from 5 exons. Lineage: Eukaryota; Metazoa; Arthropoda; Arachnida; Ixodida; Ixodidae. The coding region runs from base 107 to 697 and encodes 196 amino acids. The record is from RefSeq and is a predicted model, not a curated record.
AGGUCUUGUGUUUUAUCCAUUGCUGCAGCUAGCCGCCUACUGUGUUGUUCCUGUGUGGGCUGUGUGCCAUCGUAAAACAGGGACGAAGCACCAAGUGUCAUUUCAGAUGGCAACUUGUUUCGGUUGUAUCCGCCGGUGUUUCAACGCCGGCGGUUUCAGCGCCAGCAGUUCCCAGGGAAACCGCCUACCUACGGUGGUUCUGGACAUGCUUCAUAUGGGCCAGGAUGUCGUAAUCGUAAAGAAUGGACAAAGGAUCUGCGGAAGUGGUGCAGCACUAGCUAAUGCCCCUCUAGUUCAAAACAAGUCCUAUUUUGAAGUCAAGGUACAACAGGCAGGCCUGUGGGGUGUGGGAGUGGCCACGCAAAAAACAGACCUGAACAGGGUGCCACUUGGACAAGAUCUGGAGAGCUGUGUCCUCACUAGUGAGGGCACUGUGGUGUGUAACAAAGAAGUGCUCCACAAGCUCCAGCAGACAGUACAAGAAGGUGACGUCAUAGGCAUCACGUAUGACCACCUGGAGCUGAACUUUUACCUGAAUGGAACAGAUUUACAUAUCCCUGUGACAGGUGUCAAAGGAGAAGUUUUUCCUGUUCUUUAUGUCGACGACGGAGCCAUCUUGGAUGCGGUGUUCUCUUCUUUCUUCCACACUCCACCCCAGGGCUUUGAGCAAAUUAUGGUGGAACAGUCCUUACUGUGAAAAACUAAUCUGUGUGCAGACCGUCACUGGCACAUCGUAGCACACUCGUGGUAGUGUUGCUCUGAGGAAUGGGCCUGUUGCCAUCUAUGCCUGAGUGUGCAAAGUUCUCCGCCACUGAGCUGUCAUCACAAAGUCACUUUGUAGCCCAGAUUAUUUUUUGAUGCUUGCUAAAGCGUGUCAUGUGUUCAUGCUGGCAGUGUUUUUCUUUUCUUUGCUGGCUUUGUUAGCAUUAAUUUAAACGGGGGCUAGUAAAAGGCAUGGAUAUCGCAUGGAUACAGCCUUAAAAGCAAGCUAGGUGUUCAGCAAAUGAAGAAAGCUGUUUGAAUUGUCAUGCAUGAUAAAAAAAGGCAUAAUUAGGUGGAACAACUUUAAUGUGAGAACGUAGAAUUUAGCCCCGCUAUUGUACGUUGCCUUCUUUUUGGUACUGCUUGCUUGUUUCAAGUCGGGUGCUGCCUACCAAGCUAUGCUGUAAGGAGCUUGGUGUGCAGAGGGAGCUUAGAAACCUUUUUGUAUGCAUUGGACAUUCUUUUAGCUUGUACAGAGACUGUUGGCCCCGUUUUGGGCAUCCUGGUUUCACCAGACAAUAGACCCUUUUCCUAAUUGUUGGACCAGCUUUUUAAAAAGUAAAGGAAUUAGUCAACUUAAUGGCAAAACAGAAUUUCUAAAUUGGCAAGAUAUAUGCACAUACUGUUACAGUGAACAUUAUGUGGGCACAAACAAAGGUUGGUAUUCAUGCUAGUCACCAUGUCCCAGCUUCCAGAACUUUUCUCCUUUCUCAACUGACCACCACUCAUUGUCGUCUUGCUCUUUUUGGAAGACUGUCAGCAAAGACCAGCACCGAAAGUGUUUGUCACAGCACCAGACAGGUUGGAAUGAGACGGUGUUGUGCAACAUGCAGGGGACAUUCCUUUUUAUGCCAUAACUUGUUGCUUAAAAGGCAGGUUGUUGGUUAUGUUACCAGUUGAAAGUUGGCUACAGUGUUGCUUACUUCAAGUUCCUGCUUCUAGGUGUGCGCAUUUGUUGUGCAGCAUUCUUGUGGCGAGUGAUGAUUCGCUUCAUUGACAUCGACUUCACGACAGUGUGUUCUCGUUUAUCUGUCCUUAGGCCAGUAACUUUUGCAUGAGCCUGUUGUCAAACAUGUCUGCCCACAGGAAGGAUUUCUUGAGUGCCUGGUUUUGCUACAGCUUAUGCAACAUGCUACUCUCAAGGUCUUGCUGGUACCUUGAGGUUGCUCACUUUGACCUCGUCCAACCUCUUGCACUCCCCUUGCUGAGCUGAGCACUGAGCUGAGCACUGAGCUGGGCACAUCUCGGCCAAUCGUCUGCAGGUCUCGUGGGAAGUGGUCUUUGUGGCAAAAUCAUUGGUGAUGGUUUGAUAAGAAUGGCCUCACAAUUGGCUAGCAUCUGGUGGUGCAGCAAUAGCUAUUGCUCAUCAGGCUUUCUUUCAGUGCGGAUGUGCUCUAUGCAUCCCGCUAUCAGGUCUGCAUUCUCUUCCACCAGCUCUGCCUUAUACCUGGCCCGCAUGAUACAGUCAAACCUCGAUAUAACGAAGUUGUACUUGCAUCGAAAAACUUUGUUAUAUUGAGGUUUCGUUAAUUCAAUAGAACUAAAAUGGGGAAAUAAAAAUAGUUCGUUACAUCGAGAUUUUUGUUAAAUCGAGGUUCGUUAUAUCGAGGUUUGACUGUAGUGGCUGUGGUCAUGUUUUGUAUUCUGUCAUCAAUGUGAUGCACCAUUUCGACCCAUAACAGCAGACCAUACUUUAUUUUCUAUGAGGUAGAGCAAAUGUGAUGUGGCUUUUGUGACAACAUUUGCAGCCAGAAAGUGGCAAUACAUGCAAUUUUUUCUUUGUCUUUUGUUUCAGCAAUGAUGAGAGCCAUGAUUAGCUUGUCAAGAAUGCAAUGCGAAGGAACCUAACAAUUGGAAAGGGUCUAUUGCUUGUACAGUUUCAGCAAACCUUUGUGUACAUUGCUUGUAACAUAAUUCAAUUAUAAUUUAUAUAGUGUGAACAGUGUCCAGGUAUCCAAAGUAGAUGCUUGGCUGAAGACAAAACUGGCACUGUGAAUGGAAUGUGCCUGCCAUCGUUUGUGGUUAUGAUUACUUACAUGCACAAGUGGGACUGCCUUCUCCAUGAACACUUGCCAUUCUGCGUCUUUGCUGUGGGCAGAAUGCUUUCGGAAAGGCUUUGUUAGAGCGGGUCAUGCCAAAUGCCAGCUGGCGCUCAUUUUUAUGUUCACUGUAUACUCAAUAUUGUGAUAAGGACACUAGCUAUAUAAACAGUUCUUCCAGCUGAUCUGCUGGACUGUCUUGUGCUCAAAUCGGGCAUUUUGUUUAAUAAACCGCAGUUGGAUGCAAGACUUGGCUGUUUCACUGAAAACAAUACAGGUGCAUGCAUCUGUGUUGAUGCCAGGUCAAAAAAUUAAAUCCUCUCUUUCUCAGAAGUUGCAACAGCUUUGUCACACUUGGCUAUGCUACCUACAUUCUUGUCGAGCAUCACUGCCAACAAAACUCUUGUUUCUUCUGGAAGUAACCAAUGUGUACUGAAUCUAAGCAUGGUACUGUCCAAAAUUCACAAAUUUGGUCACAAUUGAGUCUGUGGUCUAGCUGGAAGAACCAUUUAGUGUGUGGGUUUCCCUUAUUGACACUACGGUUUUUAUCUUGUACGGCCCCAUUUGUACAGGCAAGAGAGCAUUGCUAUAUGGCUGCCUGAGGUUGUUCAGAGAUUUGAGCGAACUAAAAUUAAGCACCGUCUUUUUAAAAGCAAGGUAAGAAUAAGCAAGCAUGCAAACAUGCAUCAUAGCAUUAGCCUUGAGCCCAAGUGAUUGCACUGUUAAAGAAACUGCUUUUUCCCAGGCAACAAAAUGGUCAUUCUGGGGCGGUAUUCUCGGAUGAUCACUUUUGGAGAGACUUUCACUUUCGGAAGAUUUCACGAGACUAGCGCUGGAUGCAUAUGGCAUCUACAGGCCAAUGUGUUCUGGCACUAUGCCAAGACAGCAUGCCAGGAACAUUUGUUCAUAGAUGCCUACGUGUCUAGUGCUGCUCUUGCAAAAGUGAAAGCAUCUGCAAAAGUGAUUGCCUGAAAAUGCCACCCUUGUUGGCAGCCGUGCAAUGUCCUGUCCCAUUUUUAUGGCCAUGUAAAUAGUUCAGGCUUCCUGUGCAUAUAGCUGAAGGCACUAGCGCUGGUUUUAUGCGUAGAAUUGUCAUUCCUAUCACAUCGUUUUGGAGGUUGAAAUGCUGGAAAUUAUUGGUUAUUAAAGACAUUAACACACUGAGAUUUUCUUGUGGUUAAAAUUGGUAACCUCACCGACGGGCUAAGGCAUCUUCUAUUCAGCAUGCUAAGUUUGUUCCAUGUUUUUUACCCACCUGUCCUAGACAGUUGGGUAGAACCAUGCUGGUUUGGCAGGUAUCGAUUUCUGCUGCUAAGGAUACUUGGGUUUGACUUAAGGUGGUGGAAUGGCAAAAAUGCCCUCGUAAUGAGAAUUUGGCCUACAUAAGCAACUGCAGCACCACAAAAUUAAUUUGCAGCCCUGAACCAUAGUGUCCCUUGUAGCAUAAGUUUAGCUUUGGGAUGCAAAAUCCAAUCAAUCAAAUGCCAAUGUGAACUUUUUGUGAGACGUCUGAAAAGCAGCCUUGUAGAGUUACUAAAGUGUCGUGAAAAAGAAAAGUGGGAACAUUAGGACAGAAUGAAAGCGCCUGUGUUGUCUAUUUUCUAUUGUCCUUCACACAUUUUUCACCAUGUCAGCUAUUUUAUUUACAGGACUUGGGCUAGUCUCAUUGUAUCAAUAAAUUUUCU